Messenger RNA from Symsagittifera roscoffensis, 1744 nucleotides. RefSeq names its product nucleoplasmin-like protein ANO39. NCBI's taxonomy places the organism in Eukaryota, Metazoa, Xenacoelomorpha, Acoela, Convolutidae. The record is from RefSeq and is a predicted model, not a curated record. Bases 97 to 1413 code for a protein of 438 amino acids. The transcript has 4 exons.
CAUAAUUUUUCAGAGGUCGGUUUUGAUAAGUUAUUGGAAAGAUCUGUGCACCUGUAUCUUGACGAACAUUAACUGCAUUGAAAAAACCAUAUAGCAAUGGAGAAGCACAUUCUGUGGUCCAGAGAACUGACGAAGGACAAGAACUCGGUGACCUGGACUCCCGCGGACGACGAUGAUGACCAGGAGGCAGACAUCAAUAUCCAGCAGACACUGCAGCUGUCACAUGCCAGUUAUGGAGGAGAGGGGGCAGACACACAGGUUGUGUCUGUGAAAUACAAGCACAGCAUGAUCCCAGACAUGGACGCGGACGAAGAUGAGUCUGAAGAGAAGGACUACUCGACCGGAGUGCUGUGCAUUCUGAAGAAGGACCACAUGGCCAACUGUGUGUUCAACCUCAAGUCAGAUGACACCGUCCAGUUCACACUCACCAAAGGCACAGGACCCGUCUACCUGUUCGGAACGCAUUCGAUGGUGGCAAACAUGUCAGUUGACUCUGAAGACGAGUUCGAAAACUCAUUUAUUAAUGACGAGGCAGAAGAAGUGGCCAAUCCCACUGACAGCGAGGAUGCCAGCGAAGAGGAGUCGCCUAUGCUUGCAAAAAGCAAAAAGCCAGCGAAAGAACCAGUGAAGAAAGUGUCCUUUUCAGAAAAGAAGGCAGUGAAAGUUCCAGAGGCAGCGAUUCCUGCAAAGGGUGCAGCUGUUCAACCGCCAGCUAAAAAAUUGAAACAGCCAGUCCCACAACCGGAAGAAGACGACGAUGAGGAUGACGACGACGAUCUGGACGACGAGGAUGAAGAUGACGAUGAAGAUGACGAAGAAGAGUCACCUGAACCUGCUGCCAAACCACCCAAGAAAGCUAUGAAGCCAGCUGCUGCGGAUGAAGACGACGAAGAAGAUGACGACGAUGAAGAAGAUGAUGACGACGAGUUAGAUGAAGACGAAGAGGAUGAUGAUGGCGAAGAAGAACCUACAGCCUUCAAAUCCAACCAGAAACCAACCCCUCAUCCCAAGUUUGAGAAGAGAAAGAGAAUAUAUGACGAAGUGGAUUCCGAUGACGAUAAACAAGGGAACAGCAGCUUCCGUGGGCGAGGCGGUGGUCGUGGUGGAUUUGACAGAGGCCGCGGCUACAAUCGAGGUGGCGGUGGGUUCCGAGGAAAUGGUGGCGGAGGAUUUAGAGGCAAUGGUGGUGGUGGGUACCGAGGGGGUGACCGAGGAAGGUUUUCUCAUUCUCCUCGAGGGCGUGGCGGUGAUAGAGGAAACUUCAGAGGAGGUGACCGAGGAAGGGGAAACUUCAGGGGUGGCGAUAGAGGUCGAGGCGGAGGAUUUAAUAACAGAGGCCGAGGUGGUUUCGGAGAUCGCGGACGUGGAGGAGGAGGAGGAGGCGGUGGCCGUGGAUUCCACAAGAAGUUUUAGCAUAUUUUAUCGCUUUUCUUUUCGCCAUGAAACAGAAUGUCUGACUGGAUUUUAAAUAGAAGUCGGGAAUUUUUUGUUACUCCUGGUUGUGUUGUUUUGAUCAAUGGACGAAUGCAGACUUGACUUCCAAAAGUAUAUUCUGAAGGGCUCUCUGAAAGAGAAUUUGAAAAGCUGAUUUAAUUAUUCCACUCAUCAGAUGAUGAUGCCUUGCAGUACAGUUAUAAAAUGUUGAUUUGAUCAGUUUUCUGCUGAUCUGCCUUGUUUUUUCAAUGCUUGUUCUUACUUAUUGGAAGUUGUUUUGCAGUUAGCAAAGAGUCUAUUUCACAACAAA